This is a messenger RNA of Labrus mixtus (cuckoo wrasse), 3585 nucleotides long. Its product is annotated as NLR family CARD domain-containing protein 3-like. The coding region runs from base 146 to 2992 and encodes 948 amino acids. The transcript has 8 exons. NCBI's taxonomy places the organism in Eukaryota, Metazoa, Chordata, Actinopteri, Labriformes, Labridae. The record is from RefSeq and is a predicted model, not a curated record.
UUGAAUGAGUGCACAAGUCUUGGUGCUCCACCUCCCUGCACCUUAAGACAGAACAAGAGAAACGCUUUUCUGCAAACAGUCAUGACUGCAACAGCAAAACUACAGGACACAAUAAUAUGUUUUUUGAUGCAGCAUUUCUGAAGCCAUGAACUCCACUCAGCAUUUGAUCCGGUCUCAGAGAGACCUGCUUCUGAGCUGGACACGAGAUCAUCCAGCUCCCUUGCUCCGUUGGCUGCAUGAUGAUGAGGUGCUGUCCUCUGCUCACUACUUGUCUCUGCUUGAGAAGUCACCUUCCAAUGCAGUGGUCCAGGCUCUGGAGACGGUGUGUGCCACUGAGGAGAGCAGUGUUAAGUUCCUGCAGGUGCUGAAGGAGGUGCAGGAUUACUAUUGCAAGGAUCUGCAGGUCUGGGUGGAGAGACACUGCAGGAACGACGGCGUCAGUAAAUCAGUGCCAGCGACUGUGGAAAUUGGAGAAAAGAAGUCUAAAAGCCCAAUUGCUAAGCUGUUCAAAGGAAAGAGCAACGUAUUUACUCUGACUCCAGAGGUUAAAGCAAAAGAAGAAUGGAAAUCUAGCAGGAGAAUAAAGGCAGCCAACAUCCAAGUUCCAAUUUCUGCCCAUAAGACAACCUUACUGAAUCGCACAGGGCAGUUAAAGUGUUACUCAGAGGGUGAGGGAGUAGCCUCGAACUCAGCUUCUCACAUUGAGAUCCGCUACACGGACCUUUUUGUGACAGAAGAUGACGAAUCAGUUGACAGCAGCCAACAUGAGUACUUUGACCUGGCAAGCAGGCGUGCACGCAUCUAUGUCCAUCAGACUUGUCAGCGCAUCAAACCAUGCAAUCUUUUGAGCUCCCAAGGAACGAGUGGAAGGACUCCAAAAAGGGUUAAAAUGAAGGGUAUUGCUGGUAUUGGAAAAAGCGUAGCAGUACAGAGACUUCUCUAUGAGUGGGCGAUUGGGAAGAACAUGCGUGAAUUCACCUGUCUCUUUGACCUGCGUUUCAGAGAGCUCAAUCUGAUUGAAGAACCACUGAGCUUACUGGAGCUCCUUGGAGAACGUUUCCGCUACCUGAAAACAGCUCUUCCUGACCUUUUCUCAUCGCCAAGCUCUUUGCUUUUCAUCCUAGAUGGACUAGAUGAGUUCAAAUUCCCCUUGGACUGGAGCAGUCCGGACACUAACAUCGACAUUGGUUCAAAGGUACCGAUAUCCGAGCUGAUGGUGGCCUUAAUCAAGGGAAGCCUUCUCCCAGAGGCAUCGGUCAUACUCACAACAAGACCGUCAACUGAAGCACCCAAACGUUUCUUCCAGAGAUGUUGCAUUGUGUUGGGUUUUGAGGAAGACCAGGUGAAAGAAUAUACUACUAAGUUCUACAAAGACACUAAAAUAGCUGGGAGAGUCUACGAUUACAUCUUGAGCAAUGAUAACCUUUUUGUGUUGUCCUUUAUCCCCCUUUAUUGCUACAUCAUCUGCACAGCUAUGGCUGAGUUCUUCUCUUCUGAAAACAAAGAUGUUGGUGACUCAAAGUCUCUUGAGCUCAACCCACCAAGAACAGUGAGCGAGGUCUACUUCUGCUAUCUGUUUACUGCGGUAAAACACCAUGCACUGAAGGGGGUUACAGAGAGAAGCACCCCUAGAUCUGAGGUUCUCUCUUUAGCAAAGCAACAGCUGACAAACCUGGGGAAACUGGCUUAUGAAAACCUUCUACAGAAGAAGAUCAUCUUCAAAAGUUCAGAUUUAGAGAACUAUGGUGUUACACCUGCUGAUCUAGAGAGCACCUUUCUCUGCCACAUUCUCCAGCCACUCAAGGAAGAAACAGUUGAGAUGUUUUCUUUCUUUCACUUGACUGUUCAAGAACAUUUGGCAGCCCUCUACUGUGCAAUCAAUCUCUACAGCCAGGAUGACAUAGUUCAAGCUCUGGAUUUUUGGUGCUUUGGGCAACGUCCAACAUCCUCAAGAGCUGCACCCCUGCAUAACCCUGACCUCAACAUGGACAAGCUGGAGGGCCUCCAGAUGUUCACACGCUUCUUUGUGGGAAUGCUCAGAGCUCGUCUGGAAGGUCAGUUAGAAGGCCUUGUGCAUUCCCCUUUGGAGCAAGUGGAAGAAAUUCCAGCCAGGCUGGGGUAUUGGUUCCAAAGCCAGUUUAAAGGCAGGAAGCUCGAGAACCAGACAGCCCUGAAUCUUCUCCACUGUUUGAUGGAGUUUCACAAUAAGGAAACCACCAGCAUGGUAGCACCAGAGAUCAAAAGACUUUACCUGUUUAAAAUGAAGCUGAGUGUUGUGGACUGUGCAGCCAUGCACUAUGUGCUGCAGUUCUCUCUGCACAAGCUGCAGGAACUCAACGUAGGCUACUCCAACAUUGGAAACAGAGGACUGACCAGACUGGGGCCGAUCCUACAUCGCUGUGAAUCUCUGUAUUUGAGAUACAACUGCCUGGAUAGACAAGCAGCUCUUUUAGAAUCUGCAGUUCUGAAAUCAAAUGAGUGCCAAGUGAAAAAACUCUUUAUGUGUGGCAACAACCUGGGCCCAGAGGGAGUUUUGGAGCUGUGGAACGCCCUGGAGCACAACAACACUGUUGAGGAACUCUAUCUAGAUAUCACUGGCAUCACAGAGCGAGGAACUGAAAACAUUGUCAACUGUCUCAGCAAAAACACUUCUCUGAAGACACUGACCAUUGUUGGGAAUGACAUCGGAGAGGUGGGGAGAAAGAGGCUGAGGGAGCUGGAGCAACGCCGACCAGGACUCCGGAUUAUUGCGAACUUUGUGGAUGACCUUGGAUUACUGCAGGCCUACCUGGACUGGGUGGAGGAGAUCCAGGCAGACAGAGACCAGAUGGACUCAGUGAAGAAUGCAGAUGCCCUGCAGUCGGUGCUUAAGGGCCUCCAGGUGGCAGGAGAUCAGGUGGAGAAAGGAGAGAACGCAAAUAAAGCCAAGGAGCUCCAGACAAAGAUUUUGGAUAUGUUGAAGUCUCACUCAGAUAAGAAUGAAGGAAGAUAACUGGCAAAUUGUGUGUAAAGGCAGGGCUCCAUCCAAAGUUGUAGAAGCACGAGUCAUGAGUCAAGAUUAGUCAAAAUACAUUUUCACAUGAAUUUGACUUUAUAGUGGAAUACACAUGAAUCCAAAUAUUUUACAAAGAGUCCUUAGACUAAAAUCCUCCUCAUUAAUCAAUGCUUUAAAUUAUCACAAAGAAAGAUGCUUUAAGAAAUCAACAUAAGAAGCAAACAAUGUUCUCUUUGUGGUCUCAGAGACCCAGUUUAUGGACUUCUUGUAGAUCAUUCUGGCUUCAAGCAAGAAUCUUUAGGCUCUAUUUGUACGGCACCUUAAUUAAUCUACAUGUGUUUUAAAGUAUAUGUGGCUAUUAUCUUUUUCCUUAAAAGGUUUUGAGGCUGUGGAACUCUUUUGACAACUGAAGCUGAUGAUGCAUAGACAAAAUAAUGCAUCAGUUCUGUUUGUGGUCUCAGAGACCUAAGCUCUAAAACAGGUUUAAGACUAUGUUUUUUUUGUAUUCUCUUCAUCACUGAUUUGUAUUUAGAGCCCUCAACAAUCCAGCAGCACUUAUCCUCUCAGGACAUAAAAACAAGUCCAGUCCA